Molecule: messenger RNA, 571 nt
Organism: Solea senegalensis (Senegalese sole)
Lineage: Eukaryota; Metazoa; Chordata; Actinopteri; Pleuronectiformes; Soleidae
Gene: mustn1b
Product: musculoskeletal, embryonic nuclear protein 1b
Exons: 3
Coding region: 109-357 (82 amino acids)
Biological process (GO): tissue regeneration; chondrocyte differentiation; chondrocyte proliferation
Cellular component (GO): nucleus
Source: RefSeq, a predicted model, not a curated record
CUAUAUAUAAUGGCAGACAUGCCGAGAGACAAAGACACACACAGACAGCAGUCACUUUGUCUCACUGGAAGAGUUUUCUGUUGAAUCAGUACACGUAGUUCAAUCACCAUGUCGCAGCCAGGCGAGGUGAAGAAGAAGAAGCGUCCACCUAUGAAGGAGGAGGACCUGAAAGGAGCUCGCAGUAAACUGGGAUUAAAGGGCGAGGUCAAGAGUAAAACCUAUGAGGUCAUGGUGGAGUGUGAACGUAUGGGCAAAGUGGCUCCAUCUGUUUUCAGCAACGUGAGGACGGGAACAGAAACAGUACUGGGCAAAAAUGAAGCUGCUAAAGCUCCAGGAGCCAGUGUUUUCAACAAGUAGCAACAGCAGCAGCAGCAGCAAUAACAACCAUGGAUGUAUGUUGAGCUUACUGCUGUGUGAGCAGUUUCUGUACUGUAUCAGGUUUGUAACGUGGCUUAUAUAAGUACUGUGUCAUGUAUUUAUCAGUCAACAAAGGUGUUUUUUUUAGUUACAUUUGCUUAUUUGUUCAGUCUUUUUUUUAAUCCGACCACUUAAUAAAUUAUUUCGUCUUUUA